Molecule: messenger RNA, 633 nt
Organism: Racocetra persica
Lineage: Eukaryota; Fungi; Glomeromycota; Glomeromycetes; Diversisporales; Gigasporaceae
Source: the annotation of a GenBank genome assembly
UGAAGCCUCUGUCAGUAUAAUCUCGCACCAAACUAUAAAGGAACUAGGCCUUAAAAUUGAAGAGCUAUCAAAAAGCCUUAUUGUUGUUGCUACUAGCACCACCUCCAGACCUCUUGAAAUUAUUAGAAAUUUGCCUAUUAGAAUCCAAGGCCAACUUAUUCUCUUGGAUGUAGAAGUUGUACUUGCCAUCUCUUAUUCUAUUUUACUUGACUGUCUAGACAACCAAUACUAUAGCUGUAAUGAAUUUGGCCACAUCGAAAUUAAAUGCACUCUUGCCCAACUCAAGCUUGACAAUCUGACUUACAAAUAUGGUUAUAACAAAAACCAAAUAGAAGAAAGAAGAAUGACCUACUAUAGUAGAAGAAGAACUCAUCAUUGUUGUCAUUGUCAUGCUUCUCAGCAAUCUGACAAAUUAUACAAAUUAGAAGAAAAACUUGCUUGUAUUGCUUAUUAUAAAACAUACUAUGAAGCUCUAGACCCAGAAGAUUCCAGAAGCCAGGAAUAUUACAAUACAGGACUUGGUAGAGAAACCCUUGUUCAAUGCAAACUUUGUAAUACUCAGAAACCUAGAUCAAGAAUGUAUAAUAUAAAAAGCAUACGAGAAGAAUUGUGGUUCUGUAAAUUAGAACACAU